Molecule: messenger RNA, 637 nt
Organism: Lepus europaeus (European hare)
Lineage: Eukaryota; Metazoa; Chordata; Mammalia; Lagomorpha; Leporidae
Product: general transcription factor 3C polypeptide 6-like
Exons: 1
Coding region: 71-622 (183 amino acids)
Biological process (GO): transcription by RNA polymerase III
Cellular component (GO): transcription factor TFIIIC complex
Source: RefSeq, a predicted model, not a curated record
GCGGCAGCAGGAGGACACGGGCGAGGAAGAAGAGGCCUAGCAGUUGGUGCUGGUGGAAUUGUCGGGAAUUAUGGAUUCAGACUUUCUCUCCAAGUGUGAAAAUAAAUGCAAGAUUUUGGGAAUUGAUACGGAGAGGCCCAUUCUGCAAGUGGACCGCUAUGUCUUUGCUGGGGAGUAUGAAGACACUCUUGGGACCUGUGUUAUAUUUGAAGAAAAUGUCGAAAACGUGGACGCAGAUGGCAGUAACAGAACAGUGCUGAAAUACAAAUGCCACACCAUGAAGAAGCUCAGCAUGACAAGAACUCUGCUGACCGAAAAGAAGGAAGGAGAAGAAAACAUAGGUGGAGUGGAAUGGCUGCAAAUCAAGGAAAAUGAUUUCUCCUAUAGACCCAACAUGAUCUGUAGCUUUCUGCAUGAGAAUGAAGAUGAGGAAGUCGCAGCUCCAGCCCCAGAGAAACCUCUGGAGUUGGAAGAGCAAGAGAUCCAAAUGAAAGACAGUUCAAACCUGGGUUAUGAACAGGAGAAACCACAGCACUUGGAGAUAGGGAAUUCUGGUCCUCCUGCUGACACCUCUUCUGAGAAAGAAAUUCUGUUUCCUUGGGAACUCAAGAGGCUGCCUUAGAAACCACCCCUAGGU